This is a messenger RNA of Aspergillus puulaauensis, 1563 nucleotides long. Its product is annotated as threonine/serine exporter family protein. Bases 1 to 1563 code for a protein of 520 amino acids. The record is from RefSeq and is a predicted model, not a curated record. The transcript has a single exon. Gene Ontology annotation, molecular function: transmembrane transporter activity. NCBI's taxonomy places the organism in Eukaryota, Fungi, Ascomycota, Eurotiomycetes, Eurotiales, Aspergillaceae. Gene Ontology annotation, biological process: transmembrane transport.
AUGCCAAAUCCUGGAGUUGACACCGCAGUGUCUGUCGAGCACUGUCAGGGUCGGAAUUCUGCAACUUCACCCCGUCCAGACUCACCAACUGCUACUACGCCUUCCGGGGAUGCCUGUUCUGCGGAAAAGAGUCAGUCCCCUGAGAGGCAUCAAAAUGUCUGUCAAUGCAAGCAACAACAGAGUACGGGUGCGACAAAUGGCCAUGCACCGACCCAGACGACUGAUCUCGAGAACUGUACCCCAGUUGACUCUGCAAGGGCAGACAACUGCAGGAAAUACGUGCUGAAAGUCUGCCGCGCGCUGAUCCUGUUUGGAGCCCCAACACACCGGCUCGAAAAGUAUGUCCAUCACACUGGCGAAGCCCUCAACCUGCAUAUUCAGUCAUUUUACAUGCCCGGCUGCAUGAUCAUGUCGUUCGACAACCAAGUGCAGGAAUCUAUAGAUCGUCAGAUCAUUCGUUCCAACCAGGCACUGAAUCUUGCAAAGCUGUACGACGUGCACACGGUGUAUAAGAAUGUGAUCCACAAGAAGACGACCGUUGAAGAUGCCGUCACGCAGAUUGAUGAGAUCACGGACAAGCCGGAGUACUUCCCCCUGUGGCUUCGAGUGUUGGUGUACGGUCUAGCUUCCAUGUGCAUAGGCCCUGUUUCUUAUAAUGCGCAGCCAGUCGAUCUGCCCAUCAUCUUUAUCCUGGGGAGCUUGGUAGGACUCUCGGAAUUGAUACUGGCUCCCAGGUCAGAGCUGUAUGGCUACGUCUUUGAAACAUGUGCUGCCAUUCUCGCGUCUUUCAUCGGUCGCGCUUUCGGUUCGAUUCACUGGGGAGACGACCAGGGGUUCUGCUUUUCGGCGAUCUCCCAAGCAUCGAUCGUGUUGAUUUUGCCCGGAUUCACAAUAACCAGCAGUGCUCUGGAGCUGCAGUCCAAGAACAUGGUAUCCGGUGCCGUGCGCAUGGUCUACGCAAUUGUCUAUACCCUGUUUCUGUCGUUCGGCUUCACAAUCGGAAUCACCAUCUACGGCGCCAUCCAUCACAAUGCCACAUCCGAGACGCAGUGCAGAACCAACUACCCCGUCUGGUGGCCCAUUGCCUUCGUGCUGCCGUUUACUUUCUGCUACGUGAUCGUCAACAAGGGGAACUGGAAGCAGAUGCCGCCGAUGCUAGGUAUUUCCCUGGCCGGGUGGUGCGUCAACCACUUCUCCAACCAGCGUUUCGCGGCGGUGCCUACCCUUUCCCAGGCCCUGGGCGCAUUGACGGUGGGUGUUCUCGCCAAUCUGUAUGCGCGGAUUGAGCACGGCAUGGCUGUAGCCCUGAUGCAUCCGGCUAUUUAUCUUCAAGUUCCGGGGAGUCUGGCUGCGUCAGGGAGUCUGAUCAGUGGACUGUCAAACGCGGACCAGCUCAAUAAGAAUGGCAGCACGGAUGCCCCUCGUGAAGCGAUGUUUUCGGACCUGAAUGCUGGCUAUACGAUGGCUCAGAUUGGUAUCGCUAUUACGGUUGGUCUGUCUAUCAGCGUGCUGCUUGUAUACCCAAUCCGUAAAAAGGCGAGGAGUGGCAUAUUCAGUUUGUAA